Messenger RNA from Megalops cyprinoides (Indo-Pacific tarpon), 2003 nucleotides. RefSeq names its product zinc transporter ZIP1-like. The record is from RefSeq and is a predicted model, not a curated record. Gene Ontology annotation, biological process: zinc ion transmembrane transport. Bases 235 to 1287 code for a protein of 350 amino acids. NCBI's taxonomy places the organism in Eukaryota, Metazoa, Chordata, Actinopteri, Elopiformes, Megalopidae. The transcript has 3 exons. Gene Ontology annotation, cellular component: plasma membrane. Gene Ontology annotation, molecular function: zinc ion transmembrane transporter activity.
UUGGUUGUUUUCGAGAAAUAAAAAUAACAUCUAUUGCUUGUUUAUGCUCAGUAUAAAUGCAUUAUUAUGGUAAUUAACAUAUACGUCCAAAUUUAGCCAGUUUACUAUGACAGGCGGUUUACAAUCUAACGUGUGUAUUUAUUUCGUUGGCAUAGGCGUUGCUCAUAUUAAAAUGGUGGAUACUGGCGUCUGACUGAAGUCAAGACAGGGAAGCAUACGGUGCGCUAAGGGACUAUGGCUCCGGGAGACGCAGCCUCCAGCGGAGAGCUAUUGGGUUUGGAACCGAACAUGGACGCUUCACCGGGAUCGAUGUCCGCACUCGCGGUAAAGUUGGUCUCGCUGGCGGUACUGUUGUGCGCCACACUACUAUGCGGUUUUGCCCCGCUGUGUGCCGGAGUACCAGGGAGAUGCAACGCAAAUCCUGCUGCACGGCGCGAAGCACAGCGUUUGGUGAGCUGUUUCGCGGGCGGGGUUUUCCUGGCCACCUGUCUCCUGGACCUGGUGCCUGACUACCUGAAGGGAAUCAACAAAGCCUUUGACACUGUGGGGAUCACACUGAAGUUCCCCCUGCCAGAAUUCAUCAUGGCCAUGGGCUUCUUCCUGGUGCUGGUGAUGGAGCAGAUUGUCCUGGCCUACAAGGACAAAUCAGGUGGCUUGACAGAUGAGAGACGGGCACUUUUGGUGGAGCCCAGCAUCCAUUCACACGAGAAGGACAAGGGGGGGCGCUCCCACCUGCGCUCUCCCAUUGGCCAGGCCGGGGAGGAGUCGGGCAGCGGGGGCGGGGGAGGGUCCGACGGGGAGGGCGUGCACCUCCACGUGGACUUCAACUCCCACUCGGCCAUCCGCUCCUUCAUCCUGGUGUUUUCACUGUCGCUGCACUCGGUGUUGGAGGGGCUGGCGGUGGGGCUGCAGCGGGAUGGCCAGCGGGUGCUGGAGAUAAGCACCGCCCUGCUGCUGCAUAAGGGCGUCAUCGCCUUCAGCCUGUCGCUGAAGCUGAGGCAGGCCCGGCUGCGCCGCGCGGCGGUGGCCGGCUGCCUCCUGCUCUUCUCCCUCACGUCCCCGCUGGGCGUGGGCGUGGGAAUAGCCCUGACCGAGAUGCCCGCCACGCCCCAGCAUCGGCUGUCCUGCUCCACCCUGGAGGGCCUGGCCGCCGGCACCUUCCUCUACAUCACCUUCAUGGAGAUCCUGCCCCACGAGCUGGGCUCGCCCCAGAGCCGCAUCCCCAGGCUGGUGCUCCUGCUCACCGGCUUCGCCACCGUCACCGGGUUUCUGUUCAUCAAGCUGUAGGGCGCCACCUGGUGGGCAGGAAUGGAAGAGGCCAACAAGCUGGAAUGCACUUUUUUGUGGUUGUCACGACUGUGUGAUGGAAUACCUUUUGUUCUCAACAGACGAGUGUCAAUCAAAUUUAAUUUAACGAUUUGACUUAUGUACGCAAACUCAAAUUGAAAUCCAAAUUAUUUUUUUAAAGAUAAUACAGAAUUCUUCAAUAUUUUCCUCCAAUACAGAAUAAACUAUACAAAAUCCUCGCUCACUUUUGGCCACUUCGGGGGGUUGUUAUUGCCAGUAAAUCCUCUACCUCCGUUUUUAAUAUUGAAGGAAAGAAGCUGUGAGUACAUAAAUCUGGCUUCCUAAAUGUAAUAUAUCAGUCAGAUCCUGUUCAAAUUAGGUGGCUUUCUAGGUGUCAGAUAAAAUCCCAGAAAGUCAAUUGCUUUUUAAAUACUACUGAGAGAAGGACUGGAUGCUUCAGCGUCUGCCUCACCGACAGAUGAACACAUGUCAUAUUCAAUCACAGCCUAGCAAAGUAACCAGUAAGUAAAGAAGCACUCUCUACUCAAAGGGAUUGAAAGUUCUUUCUAAAAUGAGUGGUUCAAAAUGUGCCCUGUUGUAGCUGUAGAGCUGCAGUGUGGUCAAAUAAAUAUAAUUCAUGUGUCCCCCAAACUGAACUACCACAUGGUAUGAACAUGUCAGCAUGCUAUAAUUUUAUAUUAAAGACUUAUUUUUUU